Messenger RNA from Penicillium samsonianum, 510 nucleotides. RefSeq lists its product as uncharacterized. NCBI's taxonomy places the organism in Eukaryota, Fungi, Ascomycota, Eurotiomycetes, Eurotiales, Aspergillaceae. The record is from RefSeq and is a predicted model, not a curated record. The transcript has a single exon. Bases 1 to 510 code for a protein of 169 amino acids.
AUGUUCGACUUCAUAUACAGCUGUAUCUCAGAGAGACCGGCGAAAAAGCCACAUCCUCCCACCGACCCCAGAUCCCCGGAGUCCAUUGCCUCCGCUAUUGUCACUAAGAUCCUCAAUGCCGACGAACCCUACUUGCUCGAAAAACAACUGAAGGAGGAAUUUUCCACCGAUGGUUGGACUGACGCCAUAGCACAGGCCAUCCUCCGCGGCUUAGAGAAUGCAAUCAAAUCCGGUGCGGACAUGGCGCGAGCUGCGUCUGAUGCUGCGACCCAAAGCAGAAAUGCCGCUGUCGGCUUUGCAACGGACCAUCCUGUAUAUGCUACGCUAAUUGCAUUGGGGAUUCUGGCCUUGUUGACGCCGUGGGCUCUGGAAAUCCUUGGGUUUGCGGAGUUGGGUCCGAUUGAGGGCUCGUUUGCAGCUGCAUGGCAAAGAACAUAUGCUGGAUAUGUGCCUAAGAAAGCUUUGUUUGGGUAUUUCCAGAGGCUGGGGAUGAAAUGGCAUUGGAUUUAG